This is a messenger RNA of Lobosporangium transversale, 2854 nucleotides long. RefSeq names its product rab-GTPase-TBC domain-domain-containing protein. Gene Ontology annotation, biological process: activation of GTPase activity. The record is from RefSeq and is a predicted model, not a curated record. Lineage: Eukaryota; Fungi; Mortierellomycota; Mortierellomycetes; Mortierellales; Mortierellaceae. Gene Ontology annotation, molecular function: GTPase activator activity. Bases 175 to 2625 code for a protein of 816 amino acids. The transcript is spliced from 6 exons.
CUUUCUUUCUCUCUGCAAUCUUCCAUUGUACUCAUUCUAUCUUGACUUUCUUUUUCUUUUCCUUUUUUUUUUAUUCUUCUUCAAUCGCAUCGAAUCCAUAUUUUCCAUUGUUUCCAAUCGUUGAUUUUUUUCAAUCCGACUGUUCCUAAAAUUUGUUCUUCUACAAUUCUGCGUAUGGGGAUUGUAGACCAACCUGAGCUGAUCCUUUCAACAACUACAGCAGCCACAGCAGCUACAGCAACUACAGCAACAAUAGCAAUAAUAGCAACAGCAACAGCAACAACAACAACGACAAUCAUCUGUAUCCAUUCUGCUAUUUCUACAACCUCCAAACCUCAUUGCAGGACUAGGACUAUGCGUACCGCUACGCCGGGAUUCGAGUCUGCACUUCACACCCACCACACACACCAUCACCAUUCCCACCUAUCACACCUUUCACACCUUUCACACCAACCUGUGCUCAUUACCACAACGACGGGAUCUGCUCUUGACACAUCGGUUCCUGAGCAAAGGCUCAAACACCGGUUGCACAAGAUCAUUAGGAUCCCAUCGAAUGUGGCCCAAACACAUUCUCGCAUGACUCCCAUCAAACUCAGCAUUAGUCGUCUUGACCGACGGAAACCACUCACCGGCCUGAAACUCAAUCCUUCUCUUUCAAGCACGCCCGAUGCUCUAGUCCCUAUUAUGAAGUCUAAUAGUUCGAGCGUGUUUGUAGCAGAGUCGGUCGCGCAACCGACCAGCACAGCCACCGUUCCUAUUAUGACUGCAACUACAGCAAUAGGAAUUAUUGAUCGAGGCGAAGUAGACGAAGGAAUCGGAGGUACAAUGGCGGAGAUAAAAGAGGAAAACUCAAUGUUGUCACUGAACCUUGGAAGCACCUUGGCAACACUCGCUACUACUUCGAUUGUAGCAGCUGAUGAUCCAACUUUCUUGAGAGGAAAAAAUGAGACACAACAUCAUCACCAUGGAUCUAGAAAUAGCAGCAGCAGUAGUGGUACAAAACAUGACAUCGAUGUUGAGGACAGCAGUGACGACAAGAAAAACAAGGGAUAUGACACUCAAAUGGCUCCUCCUCGCGAAGGCUUUACUGUCUCGACCUCGCUUUUUGCUAGAGUCAAGGCUAGAGUUCUUCAGCAGAGUAGUCCAAAGCAAUCUCGAAAUCAGCGUUCUACUACCCAAAAACAAUCGUCGCCAGAAGAGAGUCGUGGUAGUAACCAGGAGGAGAAUUUGACCACGGUCUCUGUAAAGGGGUCCAAAAUUGACUCUGCAGAGGUGGAGAGCAAUGCGAGCCAUAGUAACCCCAAUACACUUUCUUCGGGGACCAACCAUUUCAAUGACUGUGUGCAACAUGAUCAAGAUCGGGAUAGUGACAGCACAGCAACGGAUUUAGAAGACAUUACAGCGAUGGCGAUAGCAGCAGCAUCAUCAGCCCGCUUCCGUCAGCGUAAAUAUUCCUUUGGACCUCAUUAUAAUGCUGUUGUGAUGAACCCAAAUAAUAAUAGUCAUGGUGAUGAUGAUUACAACAGCGGGUUAGACCAUCAGAUGAACAAAAGCAGUAUCAUCGAUGAGUGGGAUACAAGCGCACUGACAAAAGCAGAGCAUGCGAUGGCAGAGUUGAUAAUUACUGAAGAAAUUAUGGAGGAGCGGGAGGAGGAUGAGGUCAUCCUAAUCAACGAUCUGGCUGACAAGGAACAAGAUCCUGUUCAGCUCUUUGAACAGGUUUUGACCCGACACCAUCUGACUGAAGAGGCGAUAACAGCGUCAUUACAGGAAUUGAGACAGUUGAUCCUCGCAUUCGGUAUUCCUGAUCAGCCAAAAGACCAGUCCAAGUCAUCAUUGAUCCGCGGCAAGUGCUGGAAAUUGCUUUUGGAGGUGCAUCAUGUCUCUGCACAAGAAUACGUCUCAUUAGUGAAGCAAGGCAAACCCGAGGAAUACGACAAAAUCCGAAAUGAUACCUUUCGCACCUUAGCCACGGACCGUAAGUUUACGGAUGUGGUUGAGGAAGAUAGCUUGAUUCGCGUCCUUUGUGCCUUUGCUUGGAGCACACAAGCUACGACAGCCCUUGAAUCGGACGUAUCGUUUACUUAUGUACAGGGAAUGAAUGUGCUGGCCGCUCCAUUCCUGUACACGAUGUCUGAGAUGGAGGCAUUCUACUCGUACUCCAACUUGAUCAGAUAUUGUUGUCCACUCUAUGUCCAGCCUGCACUCCAGGGCGUUCAUUGCGGUACUAAGUUGCUCGAAGAGUGCUUACGUAAGAUCGAUAAUGAACUCUACGAAUAUCUAAAGUCAAAGAACUUGUCUGCUGAAGUGUAUGCAUUUCCAUCUGUGUUGACUCUUUGUGCAUGCACACCUCCAUUGGAACAGGCACUACAGCUGUGGGAUUUUUUGCUGGCCUGGGGCAUCCACCUCAACAUCAUUUGCAUCAUUGCGCAGCUGUAUUUGAUCCGUGAUGAGCUUUUAAGCCACGCCAGUCCGAUGAAGCUUUUACGUAUUUUUCCAGACCUGGAUGCGGACAAGAUUAUUCGGGAGACGAUCAGGAUGAUCAAACUCUUGCCGGACGAGCUGUACGAUCUCCUGGUGCGUCACCCCUAUGAUCCAACGGUUGCGGAGCAAAUUAACUGGUGAAAAACCGUCUUAUUUGCUUUGUUGUUUCUUUGUUUGUUGUUGUACUUGUUUACCAUAAUCUCUCUCUCUCUUUUUAUAUAUAUAUAUAUCAUAUUUGAUCAUUUUGCGCAUCUAUCCAUUUCCUUUUAGUUGUAGUCCUGUUUUGUUUCUUGUAUUAUCAUAUAGAUCCAUAUUCCAUGCAUUUUCGUUAGUUAUAUAUAUAUAUAUAUAUAUUAUUUUUAAGGCGCUG